Messenger RNA from Zophobas morio, 669 nucleotides. RefSeq lists its product as uncharacterized. The record is from RefSeq and is a predicted model, not a curated record. The transcript has 4 exons. Bases 79 to 534 code for a protein of 151 amino acids. NCBI's taxonomy places the organism in Eukaryota, Metazoa, Arthropoda, Insecta, Coleoptera, Tenebrionidae.
AUUCACAAUAUUAUAUAAGGCUUUGACUUGACACGUUUUUACAGUGCGUUAUUGUCGUCACAUAACGAUCGUCCAAAUAUGAAACGUUUGAUACUGAUUGGUUGUUGUAUUUCUCAAUUUAUAUUACCAUUGUCGGCAAACGAAGAUUUUUAUGGCGAGGAGGAUUCUGAUUUUGAAGACUAUCAGUACCCACUCGAAAGAAUUAGCCGAAAGUACGAGAUCGAAACCAUAUUUUGCCGAGAUGAGACUACUAAAUCACACAUAACAUGCCACGAAAAAAUAGAACAAAAUUUUAUGGGGUUUAAUGCUACGCCAUCGUUUGUAGAUGAUCAUAUCUGUCUGAGAUGUUCUGAUCGUCAACGUGGAAUGAUUAGGAGUAGCACGAUCGAAAGGCAAAUUUUCAUUUUCGAGAAAACUGGAAUCAAUGGAUGCUACGAACAAAAAGUAUAUCGAAAAAGCUUCGGUUGCAGUAUUUGUAGAAAUAAAAUAUACAAUGCGUUUAUAAAGGAUUCAUCCAUCGAAAUACCUGUGUAAAAAAAAUAUUCCUAUGAGUGCUGAAUAUGUGAAAUAUAUAGCCACUCUAUUAUGUAGACAACAAUUAAUACAUCUGGAUACUGUUUUGUGGGUCUAAAUAAUAUUCUAAUAAACUUCGCCUAAUAACACUAAUUA